This is a messenger RNA of Doryrhamphus excisus (bluestripe pipefish), 15567 nucleotides long. NCBI's taxonomy places the organism in Eukaryota, Metazoa, Chordata, Actinopteri, Syngnathiformes, Syngnathidae. The record is from RefSeq and is a predicted model, not a curated record.
UCUGGAACCUACCAUCCACUCUUGCGGUUGCACGUUAGAGGAGACAGCUUUGAGGGGACAUUUUUGAUUUUUUUUUUUUUUUUGCCCCCUUCAUUGUAUUUUAGUUUGUCACGUACCACGGAACCGGCGUGUUUGUUUGUGUCCGAUUCCGUGGAGGCGGCACGGGUGGCACUGUAGUCUGAGAGCCAUGCCGUGCGUGAUGUUUGAAUGCUGAGCAGCAUUUCCAAUAUUUACAUGACGGUGCUGCUGCUGCUGCUGCGGCGCUUCGUUUAGCCUCGCCGGGCUCUCCAUUCACCCCCCCACCCCUAAAAAAAAGGCGUGUGGGACACCGAGGGGUGCAGUCGAACGCGCCCGGAUCAUCGGAGCCCGGGUUCGGAUGAGGCUCUCGAUCCGACUUCGGCGUUAGAGAUCCAGUCAAGUUUCCUUUUCUAACAGCGGUGCCGUCGGGCAUUGCUCCGGAGAUGGCGAUGGGCUUUCUCUGUGUGGGAUUUCUACUCAGCGUGGGGGUCAUCAUCUCUCCGGACGGUGCAGGAGCAGUAGCUCCCAAACCAGACGACCACCCCAAGACUUGCAGUCCUAAGCAGUUUGUGUGCAUGGACCAGGAGACCUGUAUCUCCAAAGGCUGGCGCUGUGAUGGGGAGAAGGACUGUCCAGACGGGUCAGACGAGUCUCCAGACAUCUGCCUGCACAACAAGGUGAACCAGUGCCCCGUCAACGAACACGGCUGCUUGGAUGCCGACGUUUGCCUUCAUAUGAGCAAACUGUGUGAUGGAGUACCAGACUGCUCGGACGGCUGGGACGAGGGUCCUCACUGUCGAGAGAGCGCACCAGCCUGCGCCUCCCAUGGGUGCCAGUUUCAUUGUGCCGUGACCCACGAUGGACCAAAGUGCUACUGCGGCAACGGCUACGAGGUGGCGGCCGAUGGAAAGGCGUGUAAAGAUUUCAAUGAGUGCGGCGUGUACGGGACGUGUAGUCAGACGUGUAAGAACACCGAUGGCUCCUACGUCUGCAGCUGCGUGGAGGGCUACCUGCUGCAGCCAGACAACCGCUCCUGCAAAGCCAAGAACGAGCCCGUAGAUCGUCUUCCCAUGUUGCUGAUCGCAAACCUCCAUGACAUCCGCUGUACCACCUUGAGCGGCUCCGCCUCCAGGCUGCCUUCCAUUGCCACCAAGCAGACCAUGGCGAUGGACUUCAUCUACGCCAAGGAGACCGUCUGCUGGAUCGACGUGGGCGAAACACCCGCAGCCACGCAGCUGAAAUGCGCCAGCAUCCCCGAUCUCAAGACGGUCACAGACAUCCGCACCAUCAACAUUUCCAUCACCCUGCACCAUGUGGAACAGAUGGCUAUUGACUGGUUGACCGGAAACUUCUACUUUGUGGAUGAUGUGGACGACUGGGUGUUUGUCUGCAACAAGAACGGCCAGACGUGUGUCAGCCUGCUGGACCAAGAACUGUACAACCCUAAAGGCAUCGCCUUGGACCCGGCUAUGGGAAAAGUCUUCUUCACCGACUACGGGUCCACUCCGAGGGUGGAGCGCUGUGACAUGGACGGUCAGAACCGCACAAAGCUGGUCGACACUAAGAUUGUUUUCCCUCACGGGAUCACGCUGGACUUAGUCAACCGGCUGGUGUACUGGGCGGACGCCUACCUGGACUACAUCGAAGUGGUGGAUUACGAGGGCAAGAACAGACACACCAUCAUUCAGGGCCUGAUGAUUGAGCACCUGUACGGGCUGACUGUGUUUGAGAACUACCUGUACGCCACCAACUCCGACGAAGGCAACCUCAAUCCCAAGACCAGCGUGAUCCGAGUCAACCGUUUCAACAACUCCGACUUCCACGUGGUGACGCGGGUGGACCGAGGCGCCGCGCUGCACGUGUACCAUCAGAGACGGCAACCGCAAGUGCGGAGCCACGCCUGCGCUCUCGAUCAGUUUGGGAAGGCUGGAGGUUGUUCGGACAUCUGCCUACUGGGCAACAGCCACAAGACCCGCACCUGCCGCUGUCGGUUCGGGUUCAGUCUGGGCAGCGACGGCAAGUCUUGUAAAAAACCAGACCACGAUCUGUUCUUGGUGUAUGGAAAGGGUCGCCCCGGAAUCAUCAGGGGCAUGGAUAUGAAUCCGAAGGUACCGGAUGAAUAUAUGAUCCCCAUUGAGAACCUCAUGAACCCUCGAGCUCUGGAUUUUCACGCCGCCAGUGAAUUCAUCUACUUUGCUGAUGCUACCAGCUACAUCAUCGGGCGGCAGAAGAUAGAUGGGACGGAGAGAGACACCAUACUAAAAGACGGUGUCCACACAGUGGAGGGUCUGGCGGUAGACUGGAUGGGAGGUAAUCUGUACUGGACAGAUGACGGACCUAAAAAGACUAUCAGCGUCGCCAGACUGGAGAAGGCUUCUCAGACUCGGAAGACUCUCAUUGAGGGCAAGAUGAGCCACCCCCGCGCCAUUGUGGUGGACCCCCAGCACGGAUGGAUGUAUUGGACCGACUGGGAGGAGGAUCCCACGGAGAGCAACAGAGGAAAGAUCAAGAAAGCCUGGAUGGACGGAUCUCAUCAACAAGUGUUCCUCACGAGCAAGACAGUCCUGUGGCCCAACGGUUUGAGUCUGGACAUUCCCCAGGGUAUACUCUACUGGGUCGACGCCUAUUAUGACCGCAUCGAGAUGGUUUACCUCAACACGACCGAACGAAAGGUGGUGUAUGAAGGCCAGGAGCUGAUCCACGCCUUUGGUUUGUGUCACUACAAACAAUUCCUCUUCUGGAAUGAGUACCGCGGAGGUAGCAUCUACAAACUGGACACCAUCACCAAGACGGUCACGCUGCUCCGCAACGAGAGGCCGCCCAUUUUUGAAAUCAGAGUGUAUGAUGCUCAUCAACAGCAAGGCACCAACGUAUGCAGAGUUAUGAACGGGGGGUGCAGCAGUCUCUGCCUCGCCAUUCCUAAUGGUAGAACAUGUGCUUGUGCCGAUGAUCAACUCUUGGAUGUUGAUAAUGUCACCUGCAAAGCCAACCCCUCCUACAUCCCGCCGCCAAAGUGCCAGGCGGGGGAAUUCGCCUGCAAGAACAACCGUUGCAUCCAAGAGCGAUGGAAGUGUGACGGGGACAACGAUUGUCUGGAUAACAGCGACGAGGCCCCCGAGCUUUGCCACCAGCACACCUGUCCGGCGGACCGAUUCAAAUGUCAGAACAACCGUUGCAUCCCAUUCAGAUGGCUAUGUGACGGCGACAACGACUGCGGCAACGAUGAGGAUGAAUCAAACGCCACAUGUUCUGCUCGGACAUGCCCACCAAAUCAGUACCCUUGUGCCAGUGGCCGUUGCAUCCCAAUCUCCUGGACGUGUGACCUGGAUGACGACUGCGGAGACCGCUCAGACGAACCGGACUCAUGCGCCUAUCCUACGUGUUUCCCUCUCACCCAGUUCACAUGCGCCAACGGCCGCUGCAUCAACAUCAACUGGCGCUGUGACAACGGUGAGCGUCUCGUCCCCGGUGUUAAUUUAGCGCCAUAUUUGACGUGCGCGCGCGCAUCCCGUGCAGACAACGACUGCGGGGACAACAGCGAUGAGGCCGGCUGCAGCCAUUCCUGCUCCAGCGUGCAGUUCAAAUGCAACAGCGGCCGCUGCAUCCCGGAAUACUGGACCUGCGACGGCGACAACGACUGCGGCGACUACAGUGACGAGACCCACGCCAACUGUACUAAUCAAGCGACUCGUCCGCCAGGCGGCUGCCACGUGGACGAGUUCCAGUGUCGUAUGGACGGUUUGUGUAUCCCCAUGCGUUGGCGCUGUGACGGCGACACCGACUGCAUGGACCUGAGUGAUGAGAACAACUGCGAGGGCGUCACUCACAUGUGUGACCCGGCCGUCAAGUUCAGUUGCAGGGACUCGGCUCGCUGCAUCAGCAAGGCCUGGGUUUGCGACGGCGACAGUGACUGUGAGGACAACUCAGACGAGGACAACUGCGACGCCCUGGUGUGCAAAUUGUCUCACCACGUUUGCGCCACUAACGACUCCAUUUGUCUUCCUGCUGAGAAGCUGUGCGACGGCACCGACGACUGUCCAGAUGGUUCUGAUGAGAAGCUUUGUGACCUGUGUUCUUUGGACAACGGCGGUUGUAGUCACAACUGCAGCAUCAUCCCCGGAGAAGGCUUCAUGUGUUCGUGUCCGUUGGGCAUGGAGCUCGGAGCGGACAACAAAACCUGCCAGAUCCAGAGCUUCUGUGCCAAACAUCUGAAAUGUAGCCAAAAGUGCCAGCAGGAGAAGUCCAGCGUCAAGUGCUCCUGCUACCAGGGCUGGGAGCUGGAGGCCGACAUGGAGAGCUGCAAAAGCACUGAUCCCUUCAAGCCAUUCAUCAUAUUUUCCAACCGCCAUGAGAUCAGAAGGAUCGACCUGCACAAGGGAGAGUUCAGUGUUCUGGUACCAGGCCUGAGGAACACCAUCGCUUUGGACUUUCACCUCAGUCAGAGCACGUUGUACUGGACUGACGUCGUCGAGGACAAGAUCUACCGUGGGAAACUGUCGGACAAUGGAGCUCUGACCAGUUUUGAGGUGGUGAUCCAAUAUGGGCUGGCGACUCCCGAGGGUCUGGCGGUGGACUGGAUCGCAGGAAAUAUCUACUGGGUGGAGAGCAACCUGGAUCAGAUCGAGGUGGCUAAACUGGACGGCACCAUGAGAACGACGCUGCUGGCUGGGGAGGUGGAGCACCCCAGAGCCAUCGCUUUGGACCCCCGUGAUGGUAUUCUGUUUUGGACCGACUGGGAUGCGAGUCUGCCGAGGAUUGAGGCGGCGUCUAUGAGCGGCGAGGGCAGACGCACCAUCCACAGGGAGACGGGCAACGGCGGAUGGCCCAAUGGACUCACGGUCGAUUACAUGGAGAGACGCAUCGUCUGGAUUGACGCCAGGUCAGAUGCUAUCUACUCUGCCAUGUAUGACGGCUCAGGACUGAUUGAGGUCUUGCGAGGUCACGAGUACUUGUCCCACCCCUUUGCUGUCACGAUGUACGGAGGCGAGGUCUACUGGACCGACUGGAGGACCAACACUCUGGCCAAAGCCAACAAAUGGACCGGGCACAACGUCACUGUAGUCCAGCGCACCAACACGCAGCCGUUUGACUUGCAGGUCUACCAUCCGUCCAGACAGCCACAGGCUCCGAACCCGUGCGCCACCAUCGACGGCAAAGGUCCUUGCUCCCAUCUUUGUCUCAUCAACUUCAACCAAACCUUCUCCUGCGCCUGCCCGCACCUCAUGAAGCUGCAAGAUGAUAAACGCACAUGCAAAGAGUCCCGCAAGUUCCUUCUGUAUGCUCGCCAAAUUGAGAUCCGGGGUGUGGACAUCGACAACCCCUACUAUAACUACAUCAUCUCCUUCACCGUGCCGGACAUAGACAACGUGACAGCAGUGGACUACGAUGCGGUGGAGCAUCGCAUCUACUGGUCAGAUGUCCGAACGCAGACCAUCAAAAGAGCUUUCAUCAACGGCACCGGCGUGGAAACGAUCGUCUCGGCAGACCUUCCCAACACUCACGGGCUAGCGGUGGACUGGGUGUCCAGGAACCUUUUCUGGACCAGCUACGACGCCAACAAGAAGCAGAUCAACGUGGCCAGACUGGAUGGCUCCUUUAAGAACGCCGUCCUUCAAGGUUUAGACAAGCCUCAUUGUCUGGUUGCGCAUCCUCAGCUAGGGAAGUUGUACUGGACCGAUGGUGACAACAUAAGCAUGGCCAACAUGGACGGUACCAACCACAGCACCCUGUUCUUCAACCAGAAGGGACCAGUUGGCCUUUCCAUCGACUUUGACAAAGAGCAGCUGUACUGGAUCAGUUCUGGAAACGGUACCAUUAAUCGCUGUCAGCUGGACGGAUCCAAACUGGAGGUCUUGGAAGGCGUUAAAGGCAAACUCGCCAAGGCUACAGCGUUGGCUAUCAUGGGAGACAAGCUGUGGUGGGCAGACCAGGCAUCUGAUCACAUAGGAACAUGCGACAAGAAGGAUGGCGGAAACUGGAAGGUUUUGAGGAACAACACUUCGUCCAUGAUGCACAUGAAGAUCUAUGAUGAGGAUGUACAGAAAGCGAGUGUCAAUCUUUGUAGCAACAACAACGGGGACUGCUCCCAGCUGUGUUUGCCCACCUCGCCAUCCACACGGGCCUGCAUGUGUACCGCCGGUUACAGCCUCAAGACGGGACAGCAGUCGUGCGAAGGUAUGGGCUCCUUCCUGCUUUACUCCGUUCACGAGGGAAUUAGAGGAAUUCCGCUGGACCCGGGUGACAAAUCGGAUGCCUUGGUGCCGGUGUCUGGCACCUCUCUUGCCGUCGGCAUCGACUUCCAUGCUGAGAACGACACCAUCUACUGGGUGGAUAUGGGCCUCAGCACCAUCAGCAGGGCCAAGAGAGAUCAAACAUGGAGAGAAGACGUUGUCACCAACGGCAUUGGAAGAGUGGAGGGCAUUACUGUUGACUGGAUUGCAGGAAAUAUUUACUGGACCGACCAGGGCUUUGACGUGAUUGAGGUGGCCAGGCUGAAUGGCUCCUUCCGUUACGUGGUCAUCUCCCAGGGUCUGGACAAGCCCAGAGCCAUCACUGUCCACCCAGUCAAAGGGUAUCUGUUCUGGACAGAAUGGGGGCAGUACCCCCGUAUUGAACGCUCUCGACUGGACGGCUCUGAGAGGUUAGUCUUGGUCAACGCGAGUAUUAGUUGGCCCAACGGGAUCUCCAUCGACUACACGGAGGGGCUGCUGUACUGGUGCGAUGCCAGAACAGACAAGAUCGAGCGAAUCAACCUGGAAACCGGAGAGAACCGAGAGUUGGUGCUGGUCAACAACAACAUGGAUAUGUUUGCAGUGUCCGUGUUUGAGGAUUACAUCUACUGGAGUGACAGGACUCAUGCAAACGGCUCCAUUAAAAGAGGCAGUAAGGACAACGCCACCGAUGCGGUCCAGCUCAGGACUGGAAUUGGUGUACAACUAAAAGAUAUUAAAGUGUUCAACCGCGCCAGGCAGCAAGGCACCAACGUCUGCAAAAACGGCAACGGCGGCUGCGAACAGCUUUGCCUCUUCCGCGGCAACGGGAUGCGCACGUGCGCCUGCGCUCACGGCAUGUUGGCGGAGGACAACCGCAGUUGCCGCGAUUACGACGGCUACCUCCUCUACUCGGAGCGCACCAUUUUAAAGAGCAUACACCUGUCGGAUGAGACCAACUUAAAUGCGCCCAUAAAGCCGUUUGAAGACCCCGACCACAUGAAGAAUGUCAUCGCCCUCAGCUUUGACUACCACGGGGGCGGCGGGAGGGGGGCCAACCGCAUCUUCUUUAGCGACAUCCACUUUGGAAACAUCCAGCAGAUCAACGAUGAUGGCACGGACCGCAAGGUCGUGGUGGAUAACGUCGGAUCAGUGGAGGGCCUGGCCUAUCACCGCGGUUGGGACACACUCUAUUGGACCAGUUACACAACGUCCACCAUCACCCGCCACACCGUGGACCAGAGCCGCUCUGUGGCCUACAACCGCAACACUGUGGUCACCAUGUCUGGAGAGGACCACCCCAGAGCCUUUGUGCUGGACGAGUGUCAGGAUCUCAUGUUCUGGACGAACUGGAACGAGCAGGCUCCCAGCAUCAUGAGGGCUUCCUUGAACGGUGCCAACGUGCUCGCCAUCAUCGGCAGUGAUAUCAAAACACCCAACGGCUUGGCGAUAGAUCACCGUGCUGAGAAGCUCUACUUCUCUGACGCCACCCUGGACAAGAUAGAGCGCUGUGAAUACGAUGGGAGCAGCCGAUACGUUUUGUUGAAGAACGAGCCCGUGCAUCCGUUUGGCCUGGCUGUGUACGGCGACUACAUCUUCUGGACCGACUGGGUGAGGAGGGCGGUCCUCCGAGCUGACAAGUACACCGGAGGAGACAUGAAGGUGCUGAGAGCCGACAUCCCUCAGCAGCCGAUGGGAAUCAUCGCGGUGGCCAAUGACACCAACAGCUGUGAGUUCUCUCCCUGUCGAACAAAUAACGGAGGCUGCCAAGACCUGUGCCUGCCCACGUCCGACGGGAGGGUCAACUGCAGUUGCCGUGGAGACAGACGACUUCUGGAAGACAAUACCUGCUCUUCACUGAACGUGUCCUGUGGGAGUGUGGACGACUUUGAGUGUGGAAACGGGGACUGCAUCAACUACAGCCUGACCUGUGACGGCAUGGCCCACUGCAAGGACAAAUCUGAUGAGAAGCAGUCCUACUGUGCCAAUCGAAUUUGUAAGAAGGGUUACAGACGCUGCAUGAAUGGUCGCUGCAUCGGUCACCAGUUCUGGUGUGACGGUACCGAUGACUGUGGCGACCACUCCGAUGAAAUGCCCUGCAACAUGACUCUGUGCAAAAUCGGGGAGUUCCAGUGCAAAGACGGCAGCUGCAUCUCCAACUUCAGCCGCUGCGACCAGGUUGUUAACUGCGAGGAUGCUAGCGACGAGAUGAACUGCCAAGCCACCGACUGCUCCCGUUUCUUCCGCUUGGGAGUGAAAGGCGCUUCCUUCCAGAGCUGUGAGAGAACCACGUUGUGCUACUUGUCAUCGUGGGUGUGCGACGGAAACAACGACUGUGGCGACUUCUCCGAUGAGAGGAACUGUCCAGAUAAACGCAAGCUUAAAUGUCCGGUGAACUUCUUCGCUUGCCCAAGUGGUCGUUGUAUCCCCAUGAGUUGGACUUGCGAUAAGGAGGAUGACUGUGAGAACGGAGCUGACGAAACACACUGUGACAAAUUUUGCACCUCCGUCCAGUUUGAAUGUGGGAACCACCGCUGCAUUUCCAGCCAUUGGGUCUGCGAUGGUUCCGACGACUGCGGUGACGGAUCAGAUGAGGAUGAGAACUGCAAAUCUAAAACCUGCAGUCCGGAGGCCUUCCAAUGUCCGGGCUCUCAUAUGUGUGUGCCGCAGCGCUGGAAGUGCGACGGAGACAAGGAUUGUCCCGACGGAGCCGACGAGAGUGUCAAGGCUGGAUGCUUGUAUACCAACAACACUUGCGACGACAAUGAGUUCAUGUGCCAGAACAGACAAUGUAUUCCCAAACACUUCGUAUGUGAUCAUGACAUCGACUGCGCCGAUGGCUCGGACGAGUCUCCGGAAUGCGAAUAUCCGACCUGUGCUCCAGAUGAGUUCCGUUGUGCCAACGGCCGAUGCCUCAACCAGAAGAAAUGGGAAUGUGAUGGAGAGUUCGACUGUCAGGAUCGCUCUGAUGAAGCUCCCAAGAACCCACGAUGCACCGACACAGAGAGGUCGUGUAACGAGUCGGCCUUCAUGUGCCGCAACGGCAACUGUUUGAACGACACUCUGCUGUGCGACCGCAACGACGACUGCGGCGACGGCUCGGAUGAACUCAACUGCUUCAUCAACGAAUGCCUCAACAGUAAACUGAGUGGAUGUUCGCAGCUCUGUGAUGACCUCAAGGUUGGCUACAAGUGCAGGUGCCAUCCUGGUUACCAGCUGAAACGGGACGGGAAGACGUGCGUGGAUGUGGAUGAGUGCACCACCACCUACCCUUGUUCUCAACGUUGCAUCAACACACACGGAAGCUUCCAUUGUCUGUGCGUGGAUGGCUUUGAAGUCAGCCCCAAUGACCCCACCAUAUGUAAAUCCACGUCAGAGGAAGAGCCCUACUUGAUCUUUGCUAAUCGCUAUUACCUGCGGAAGCUCAACCUGGAUGGUUCCAACUACACUCUUAUAAAGCAGGGUCUCAACAACGCCGUAGCGCUGGACUUCCACUAUGCAGAGCAGACCAUCUACUGGACCGACGUCACCACCCAGGGUAGCAUGAUCCGACGCAUGCGAAUGAACGGCAGCAACAUGGAGGUGUUGCACCGCACCUCGCUGAGUAACCCCGAUGGCGUUGCCGUGGACUGGGUCGGCGGGAACCUGUAUUGGUGCGACAAAGGCAGGGACACCAUUGAAGUGUCCAAGCUCAACGGCGCCUACCGCACCGUGCUGGUCAACAGCGGGCUGAGAGAACCUCGCGCUGUGGCCGUGGAUGUGCGCUACGGGUACCUGUACUGGUCUGACUGGGGCGACAACCCCCAUAUUGGACGGAUCGGCAUGGACGGCACCAAUAGGAGCGUCCUCGUACAGGACAAGAUCACAUGGCCUAAUGGUCUGACCUUGGACUUCAUCAAUGACCGCAUAUACUGGGCAGACGCCCGAGAGGAUUACAUUGAGUUUGCCAGUCUGGAUGGCACCAGCAGGCACACAGUUCUCGGCCAAGACAUACCACACAUCUUCGCCAUGACUCUCUUUGAAGAGUACAUCUACUGGACAGACUGGGAGACUAAGUCCAUCAACAGAGCUCACAAGACCCUUGGGACUAACAAGACCACCCUGAUCAGCACCCUGCAUCGGCCCAUGGACAUCCACAUUUAUCACCCCUAUCGCCAACCCGAGGUGCGUAACCACCCAUGCCAGACAAACAACGGAGGCUGCAGUAACCUGUGCCUCCUCUCCCCCGGAGGGGGCUACAAAUGUGCCUGCCCCACCAACUUCUACCUGGCCAGCGACCAGCGCACGUGCAUGUCCAACUGCACAGCUAGCCAGUUCGUCUGCAAGAAUGAUAAAUGCAUUCCUUUCUGGUGGAAAUGCGACACGGAGGACGAUUGCGGCGAUCGCUCAGACGAGCCCUCGGAUUGUCCUGAAUUCAAGUGCAGACCGGGCCAGUUCCAGUGUGGCACGGGCAUCUGCACCAACCCCGCUUACAUAUGUGAUGGAGACAACGACUGCCAGGACAAUUCAGACGAGGCCAACUGCGAUAUUCACGUGUGCCUGCCCAGCCAGUUCAAAUGUUCGCACCCGAGUCGCUGCAUCCCGGGAAUCUUUCGUUGUAACGGCCAAGACAACUGCGGCGAGGGGGAGGACGAGAAGGACUGCCCGGAGGUCACGUGUGCGCCCACCCAGUUUCAGUGCGCCAUCACCAAACGCUGCAUCCCUCGCGUUUGGGUCUGCGACCGCGAUAACGAUUGCGUGGACGGAUCGGAUGAACCCACCAACUGCACCCAGAUGACCUGCGGUGUGGAUGAGUUUCGCUGUAAAGACUCCGGACGCUGCAUUCCGGCUCGCUGGAAAUGCGACGGGGAAGACGACUGUGGCGAUGCAUCUGAUGAACCAAAGGAGGAGUGCGCCGAGAGGACGUGCGAGCCUUACCAGUUCAGAUGCAAAAACAACCGAUGCGUGCCGGGCCGCUGGCAGUGCGACUACGACAAUGACUGCGGCGACAACUCGGAUGAAGACAAGUGUGUUCCUCGGCAGUGUUCCGAAAGCGAGUUCGCCUGCACGAACGGCCGCUGCAUCGCCGGGAGGUGGAAGUGCGACGGAGACCACGACUGCGCCGACGGUUCCGACGAGCACGGCUGCGCCCUCAAGUGCGACAAUGACCAGUUCCAGUGUAAGAACGGACACUGUAUUCCCAUUCGCUGGAGGUGCGACGCUGACCCGGACUGCAUGGAUGGCAGUGAUGAGGAGAACUGCCACACCGCUGUUGGCCGCCACUGUCCUGUGGAUGAGUUUCAGUGUAACAACACUCUGUGCAAACCUCUGGCCUGGAAGUGUGACGGGGAGGAUGACUGUGGGGAUAACUCCGAUGAGAAUCCGGAAGAGUGCCGGAAGUUCCAGUGUCCCCCCACCCGAGCAUUUCGUUGUCAGAACGACCGCGUGUGUCUGCAAGUGUCCAAGAGGUGUGACGGCAUCAAUCACUGCGGCGACAAAUCAGAUGAGCUCAAUUGUCAGACCCCCCCGGCUGUUCCUACCUGCGAGAAGGACCAGUUCUUGUGCGCUAACGGAAAAUGCAUCAGCGCCACUUUACGAUGUAACGUCUUUAAUGACUGCGAGGACUACGGAUCGGACGAGAUCAACUGCAAGACAGAAACCAAACUAAACGACUGCAGGAAUAACAGGACACACUGCGGUGACGGCGACGAGGCCCACUGUGUCACCAACGGGACCGACGCCUUCUGCUCUUGUAAACCCGGCUUCCACAAAACAGGACAACGCACAUGUGGAGACAAGAAUGAGUGCCUGCAGUUUUCCGUGUGCUCCCAUAUCUGCAACAACACCAAGGGAUCCUACAAAUGCAGCUGCCAUAAGUACUUCACCAGGAUCAACGACACCUGCAAAGCCGACAACAUGAACAGCAGUCAGCAGGUUCUCUACAUCGCCGACGACAACGAAAUCCGCAGCCUGGAUCCCGGCAUGCCCAACUGGCGCUACGAGCAAACCUUCCAGGGGGACGCCAGCGUGCGCAUCGAUGCGAUGGACCUGCACGUCAAGACCAACCGCAUCUUCUGGACCAACUGGCACACGGGCCGUAUCUCCUCUUACGAACUUCCUGGACAGUCUACGUUGUCGUCGUCAUCCAAUUCCCACCGUAACCGAAGACAAAGCGCAGGCGGUGUCACCAACCUGCAGAUUAAAGAGCUGAAGAUGCCUCGUGGUAUAGCCGUGGACUGGGUGGCCGGUAAUCUAUACUGGACCGACUCUGGUCGAGAUGUCAUUGAAGUGGCUCAGAUGUCGGGUCAGCACUGCAAGACCCUCAUAUCGGGCAUGAUAGACGAGCCUUACGCUAUCGUCGUGGAUCCACAGAGAGGCACCAUGUACUGGGCAGACUGGGGCAACCAUCCCAAAAUUGAGACCGCUGCCAUGGAUGGAACACUGAGGCAGACUCUGGUCCAUGAGAACAUUCAGUGGCCAACGGGUUUGGCAGUCGACUACUUCAACGAGCGGCUUUACUGGGCGGAUGCAAAGCUGUCAGUCAUAGGAAGUGUUCGACUGGACGGCUCCGAUCCUGUCAUUGCUGUCUCUGGCAUCAAAAACAAUCUGGCCCAUCCAUUUAGCAUCGAUAUUUUUGAGGAUUACAUAUACGGAGUCACGUUGGUCAAUAACGUUGUUUUCCGGGUCAGCAAGUUUGGAAAAGGCACCACGGAGAAUCUCACCACAGGCAUCAACCACGCGACCGACAUCGUCCUGUACCACCGAUACAAGCAGCCAGAAAUGACCAAUCCGUGUGACCGAAAGAAAUGCGAGUGGCUCUGCCUGCUCAGUCCAAGUGGACCGGUGUGUACCUGCCCCAACAACUACGUAGCUGACAACGGCACCUGCGUGGAGAGGUCGAGCCCCACCCAGUCGCCGUUCUCGCCCCCUUCGGGCGCCUGUGAUAUUCAGUGUCAGAACGGAGGGAGCUGCUUCCUGAACGCCCGUCAGGUGGCCAAGUGUCGCUGCCAGCCCAGUUACACCGGAGAACGAUGCGAGAUCAACCAGUGCCGGGAUUACUGCAAGAACGGCGGCACCUGCACCGCAUCCCAUACAGGCGCUCCGACGUGCCGAUGCCCCAAAGGCUUCACGGGACCCAACUGCAACCGUCACACUUGUCAGGACUACUGCCACAAUGGAGGGAACUGCUCGGUCAACGCCGGUAACCAACCCACGUGCAGCUGCCCGACCGAGUACCAGGGAGACCAGUGCCAGUACAGUAAAUGUGAAGGCUUCUGUCAGAACGACGGAACGUGCUUGCAAACCUCCAACGGCACCAAGCUGUGUCGCUGCUCCAACCAGUACAUCGGACACCAGUGUGAGCUGGACAAAUGUCUGUUCUGUGGAACUGGGCGAUGUUUGACCUCGUCCUCGGGGGACGUGUCCUGCAGGUGCCCCAACGGUCAGACGCAACCCAGCUGCUACACGUGCUUGAACUACUGCACCAACGGCCAAUGUACAGUCAACACGCGUACGCUCUUGCCUCAGUGCAGGUGUCCCGCAGCGUGGAGGGGCUACAGGUGUGAAAUCGAAGCUUCUUCCGUGGAUUCCUCCACAUCCGGUGGAAGCACCGCCUCCAUUGUGGUCCCGGUGCUGCUCCUGCUGGUCUUGGCGCUGCUGGUGGUUGGCGCCAUCUUGUGGUACAAGCGUAGAAUGCGAGGGGCUAAGGGCUUCCAGCAUCACCGCAUGACUAAUGGUGCCAUGAAUGUUGAGAUUGGCAACCCCGCCUACAAAAUAUAUGAGGGAGACCCAGAUGACGACGCCGGGGAGCUCCUGGAUUCAGACUUUGCCUUGGACCCAGAGAAGCCCACCAACUUCACCAACCCGGUGUACGCCAGCCUGUACAUGGGCGCCCACAACAGCAACAGCUCCCUGGCUAGCACGGACGAAAAGAAGGAGCUCCUCUCCCAGGGCGACGAGAGCACCAACGACCCCCUGGCGUAGAGGCCCCCCGCAUCCACCCUCCACAACCCCCCCGCCCCCCUUCCCCCAAGCCUGAACUGUGCCAGCAUCGCCCUGCCCGACCAGUGCUGAGCCAACCAGCUCUUAUCUUUAUGCCUUCGCCAGAAAGAAAAGCAGGAAAAAACACAAAAAAUGCGGAACACUGUAAAAAUGUAUAAAAUGAAGGAGUACUUUUGUAAGUGAUUGCAGUAUUGUUUUUUUUUUUUUUUUUUUUUUGGACAAGAAAAAAGAUGAGCGAGUGAUAAACGGAUCCAUUUACUCUUUCAUUCUUUCAUUCCCUGCAGAUCUCCUUCCUCUUGGUCGCUCAUUUAGCCUCUACCUCUGUGCAAAUGUAAACGAUACACACAAAUUGCAGCGGAAUCAUUUUUAUUUCAUUUUUUUUAACAUUUUUCUAUGACUUGUAAAAUGGAGAAAAGCAGGAAUAUUCAUCCUGGAAGACUUUGCCAAUUCAGUCCAUGCGUGUGGGGGGGGGGGGGUGAUUUGUUUUUCCUGCACACAACAUGAACACGUGGAGGAUGUGCUAGCAUUGUCCUGCUACAUUCAAGUGAUUGUCUUUUACUUCCUGCACAGACUCAUUUGCAUAUAGAUGAUACAACACAUAUAUAUAUAUAUAUAGAUAUAUAUAUACAGUAUGUAUAUAAACAAAGUGUCUUGAAAGUAUACCCAGGAACAUGAGUAACAAAUAGCAGUCUGUACUUUCUAAGAAGUUUUUAAGCGUGAGUGGCGGAUGAUGAUGAUGAUGAUGAUGAUGAUGAUGAUUGUAACAAAGUCUGAAAUGUCUAAAGAUGGACACCGUGGCCUUGUUUUUUUCCCGUCGGCGGAUGAUGUCGGCGAAGUUCUACAAUUGUUACAUUUAGCUUUUAGUCGCUUCUCUUUUGACCGAAACUGUACCGACCGACCCGAGAGUGAUGAUUGAUUGACAGGUACGUCAUGGGAGAAGACGUCAUUACACGGACGUGCAUUCCGAUCAGCUUCCUGAUGAGAAUUCCUUUUGCUGAGCUGCUAACGCUAACCAUCUGUUUUGUCUUAAGAAUGUCGUCGUUGCUGUUCGCCGCGCAGCUUUAACUUCACGGUCGUGGACGCUAAUCUGCCAUAUAAUUGUGCACGGUGCUCACAAACGUCACAAACAUUGUCAGUCAUUCUAGAGGAAACAUCUUUUAACGUUUUUUUUUUUUUGUUUUUUUUUGAAACAUCUGAUCAUGUAAAUUAGAACAACAGUCGGAGAAAUGUGUUGGCGAAAACCCACAUGGAUACUUGUGGCUCUGAUUGUUUUUAUGAUUCUGUUUCUUUUUGAUAUAAGAAAUUAAAAUGAUUUUUAUAGUAGAAAAGCACAGUGGUUGGCGUCCGUCAUUUUUCCAGA